AAAAGUUUUUUCUCCUAAAUUUUGUUCCAUGCUCGUUCAGAAUGCAGCUAUUUGUGAAGUGCCCCACUGGCAGGACAAUCUGCCUCAGGGUCCAGCCAUCAGAUACCCUCCUUGCUGUCAAGGCAAAGAUUCAGGAACACCACCGCCUUUUCAUCGAUGGAAAGCAGCUGGAGGACAACCUUACAUUGGCUGAUUACGGCAUCCAGCAUAAGUCCACGCUUGACCUCCAAGAAAGUAUGCAAAUCUAUGUAAAGGAGACGCUAGCAGGCUUGACCAUCACUGUCGAGGUUGACAGCUUAGAUACCAUUGGCAAGGUGAAGUCCAAAAUUCAAGAUACUCAGGGCUUUCCCAAGGGUCAGCAGUGCCUCAUCUUUGCCGACAAGCAGCUGGAGGAUGAUAGCACCUUGGCAGACCUUAACAUUCUGAAGGAGUCCGCUCUUCUCCUUGUUCUCCGUCCGGGCAGUCCAGGUGGUAGGAUGCAGAUCUUCGUGAAAAUGGUAGAUGGAAAUAGCCAAACCUUUUGGGUUGCGAGCUCAGAUUCUGUGGACAGUGUCAAGGUGAAGAUCUACGAGGUGUCAGGCAUUCCCCCCAAACAGCAACGCCUCAUCUAUGCUGGCAAGCAGCUGCAGAACGGUCACAUACUGGAGGACUAUAACGUUCAGAGGGAUUCUACCCUCCACUUGGCGCUCUGCCUUUGUGGUUGUUGAGUUGGAUGAUAUGAUCAUUCGACGAGUAUUGCUGCAGUCUUCUUUCCAGCGUAAUUUAGCAGUAAAAUUACUGUUGCAGCAGUCCUCUUUUCUUU
Messenger RNA from Lolium perenne, 802 nucleotides. Its product is annotated as polyubiquitin 11-like. Lineage: Eukaryota; Viridiplantae; Streptophyta; Magnoliopsida; Poales; Poaceae. Gene Ontology annotation, molecular function: protein binding. The record is from RefSeq and is a predicted model, not a curated record.